AGUAGCGGCAACCGCAUAAGAACAUGGACAUGUACAUUUCCCAACUGUACUUCCAGCGCCCAGUUCACUCGUCUCGCAGACCUGCAACGGCAUCAAUCCACCGUGCACGGUGACAAAAAACCCGACUUUCCCUGCCAUGUCUCCCGUUGCAGCCGCGUAGGCGACAAGGGCUUCACAAGGCGAGACCAUCUUGUCGAGCACCUGAGGAACUUUCACCACAUCGAUGUUCCGAAGCGAAAACCUGGGGAGAGAAGCGCGUUUCCGUUUGGAUGGCCCGAGGGGACGAGCGGGUGAGUUAGAGUCGGUAUCGGUGGGGUCAAAGAGGAGGCUGAUGAGGGCAUAGGGGCACGGAUACGGGUACGGGUACG
Molecule: messenger RNA, 368 nt
Organism: Dothidotthia symphoricarpi CBS 119687
Lineage: Eukaryota; Fungi; Ascomycota; Dothideomycetes; Pleosporales; Dothidotthiaceae
Exons: 2
Source: RefSeq, a predicted model, not a curated record